UCAUACUCUCUCAUAUCAGAGUUUCUUAUUAUAUAAACCCCGUCAUAACGAGGCGGAAGGUUCGGCCAGCGACGUUCGUCUUCUCCGACUCGCCAUUCCCUGCUUUAGACAGACUCCGAUAGGGGAACCAAUUUGGACAUGAGUAGUCCUGUCCCAUCCUCAGAGCUGUCAACUUUUUCCAUCUCCGGCAAGCAGCUCGCGGACGCUGGCACACAGACUGACGGCGAAUUCGCCGUUUGCGACGCAACAGCCACACCAACACUAAAUAUCACUUUACCGACUACGUCACAACUGUCUAUCGUCCGCAUCGAGGAAAGCAACCCACAGGGCAAAACGGAAAACAACCGCCGAAUGUCUACCAUCAUAGUGUCGUCAAAGCCUGGCGGCGCUACUCUGGAAGGUGGUUCUGGCGACGACAGGUCGAUCGUCUCUAUCAACGUGCCAAAGCGGUUUUCUGUAAGUUCUGUGUCAUCUAUGAAAUUUGCGGAAGACGCCGGUCGGCGUGACCACCGGGGCUCGAGAACGGGCAGUAUCUUUAUCACGCACGGGGACUCGGAGGAGAUUUUGGCGAUAGACGUUGUACCGACGGCGGGAGCACCUGAUGUCAAGGAUAUGUCUACGGCUGCGAAAGACGCGCACGAAUUCAAAUACCCUGACCAACGUUCGGAGGAGAGCGUGCCUGCUCCUGCAUACGAAGAAGUCGUCGGAUCUCAUUCAAUAUCAGAGCCACCUGUUGCUCAAGAUACUCUGAACUCGGAACCCGCUGCUGUAAAUCCGAAGGUUCCGGAAGAAACCAAUGUUGAAUCCAGUGUCGUGGAAGUAAUCUCGGAAGGAAUACAAACUGCGAGUGAGAUUUCCCCUCAGGAUAUGACCUUGGACUCACCCAAAGCGAAUGAGGGUUCGCUCAAAACAAAUCUGUCAUCUUUGCCAAAACUUCCACCUCUCGGGACGAGGGACUUUAUCUCACAAGUUGAGAUUGCCAAGGGCAUCCAAAGGCAACUUGAGGACUGGCCUGUCCUAAAAGCUGGACUUUUGUUUCGGAAGCCGGUUCCUUCGUCGUCAUCUUCAAGGAGUCUUCACAGCUCAUCCACCUCGCUACAAUUACGUGCUCCGGAAAGAUCGUCCGCUCGCAGAAUCUUAGGGAGGUCGCUGGGCUCGUUGCUGAAAGGCAAGAGGAAAACCCGCGAAGUCCCGAACUUCAAAGCGACAUUCUUACCCGAGGAAGACGAAUGGAGUCUCUACUACGCCGAGGUCCGGGGACGGUAUCUGGUAUUCUAUGUUCUUCAGCCCAUGAUGGGUCAGCAGGAGAGGGGCGGUAGUGGCACGCUCGUCCGUCAGAGCUCAAGUUUAUCCGUUGGCACGAGGGACUCCAGCUCCUCGACUAGGCCGUUUAGCAAAUUUCUCAAAUCAUUCGCCAAAAAGUCCCAGGCGUCAUUGAGUUCCCGGAAAGUGUCGAGAGACAGUCUGGAGCGUGUAUCCUAUGAAUCCAGCCGUGCGUCAUAUGAUCAACAACGAAGCUAUCUUUCGCAUUUGACACCGGAGGACCUUAAGAAUGCACCGCGAACCUUGGUGCAUUACAUUCCCCUGCACACUGCCACAGUGGACGCCGUGCACUCCUCUAAACCUGGAUCGACGUCUGCCUAUGCCAGCACCAGCUCGCUCACGGGAGGAUCUAUACUCGUUCUAAGCACUCUCCCAGUCGAACAUCCAGAGGAGGAUACAAGAGAAUACCUCCUACUUGACGUCAUCCUGCAUGAGGAUCUACUUGAUGUCAACAACGAACUUACUGUAUCGACGGUCAAUUCCAACGUACGCGAUGCACAAUCUACAUUGCGUCAAGUGGAACUCUCACAUUGGAUGGGUGCCAUUCAAGAGGCAUCUGAUCUGUCUCCGCCAAUGGAUGAACCUACACCGGGCUCGGACAAGAACUCUAGCUCCAAAUCCCUGCCGGACCUAAUGCAGGAAAGGAAGAUGUCAAGGGAGAGUCUGUCGCCGGUUGCCCGGACGCCAACGGACCAGACCUCUAUUAGCGCCAAAAGCUUGCAUGUCAGCCCGUCUCACGGGGGUCUUGCGAGUAUUCAGGAAUCGCCUAGCGCCUCGCAGUAUGCAAAAGGCGUUUUUCGCAAACAUUCUAGGACACCUACGGAAGGAAGCCUGCCAUCGCUGCAUCAGCUGUACUCUGACAGCCUGUCAUUCCGUCAGACGGCGAGAAGUGAGGUGCUUAGCUCCUCUGCGUCAGUUUCAGAGCACCCGAUUUCCGGAUCAAGGGAGCUUCAACCACCCGCGCUACCGAAAUCCUUCGCAAAGCUCUUCAGCAACAAAUGGCGCAACACCUUCGAUAAGGAUGCACCUCGUGCACGACCCGUCAUCUCCGGUCCGACGAACUUCACAAAAGUCGAGGUCACACCGGCAACACUUCUGGGUCAGGCCGCCGCUACUGGUCCGUCCUCGCCAACGAGCCCGGUGUCAAACGUCCAGACGGCGGAAGGCUCAGACGCACCUCCGAGCGCUGAGGCGGUCGUGAAGGAAGAACAGAAGAGGUCUGGAUGGAGAGGGCUACACCGGAAACCUGUUGAGCGAGAAGAGAUCAGAGACCGUUCCGGAAAGAACAAGGAGAAGGAAGGCAAACGUGAACCUGGGAAACGGAAAGACAGCAAAGCGGGACUUUCGCCGCUGGUCAUCUCCAGUCCCAUACCUCAGCCUACGAACUCCACACUCCCCUUGCAACAGCGGGACAAUUCCCACCCGACAGACACCCUCCUCAGUCUCGCCCAGCUUCAGCAAUCCAACGCAGGAUUCUCCACCAAACCAACGCCUCAGCCGAGCGUAGCAACCUCGAAGCUCUUCUUUCCUUUCUUCCACAAGAAUCUCUUUGCAGGCAAAGAGAAGGAAAUACCGAUAGUGAUCUCACCUGCCGCCGAGCGUUUGCAGCGGUCGGGCACCGUGUCGUCGAGGGCGUCUACGAUGAGGCGACGGGUUGGAAGGGCCCGUCCGGAAUCGGCGGAAACUAUGUCGAGCGAUCGGGGGACGAUUGGGAGUGCGUUCCGCCGUGCUGAGGGGGAGGUCCCACUUACGUUGAGGAAGUGCAUUGAGUUGGUUGAGGAGAUUGGUAAGAGGCCUGUCAGCAUUUUCCUGAUACAACGGACAGCUUCAAGUCUAACUAUUCUUCCCGUGCGUAGGAUUGACGACGGAAGGCCUCUACAGAAUAUCUGGUAGCGCAGCCACCGUCGAGCGACUUCGACGGCUUCUCGCCCUCGACCCCAAACGGGUGCACCUGCAGAACCAGCAAGUGUCGGGAUCGCCAACCAUCACUUCU
Molecule: messenger RNA, 3316 nt
Organism: Fimicolochytrium jonesii
Lineage: Eukaryota; Fungi; Chytridiomycota; Chytridiomycetes; Spizellomycetales; Powellomycetaceae
Exons: 3
Coding region: 139-3216 (1025 amino acids)
Source: RefSeq, a predicted model, not a curated record